CGGUCUGUUUUCAAGAGUUUGGCGGGACGUGCUGUGACCCGCCGGACGGACAGCACGCGCUUUGGGCUCCCGAUCUACUUGUUCUACUCGCAUGAUUCUGAAUACUAGUACAGCAGCCGAUGCUGGCCGGUGCCGCGAUACGUACGACGAUGGUCCCGGAGCGCCUGCUGCGUCGCUUUGACGGCCGCUCCCGCCUGCUGUUCCGCGCCCUCCUGCCGGGGUUGUCCGGGAGCGGCGACGCGCUGCGGCUGUUCCUCCGUCAGCGGCGCUGCGACCCCGACUUCUCCCUGCGCUCCUGCCUCGAAGCGCUGAUCCAGGACGAGCUGUGCGAGGACGGGGACCCCGGGCCGCUGAAACUGAGUCCCGUGGUGUGCCAGCUGCCCGUGUCGCUGCAGCGCGGCCUGCUGUCCUUCCUCCACCUGACCGCCCCUCUCCACCCGCGCUCCAGCCUCCUGGCUCUCCUAAAGCGCCUCGACGGUGCCUCCUGCCGGGAUCCCUGGAUCCGUGCGCUGCUGGCUCAGCUGCGCCGCGACCUGGAGCCGGACGGCCCCCGGGCGCCCGAGCUCGUGUCCCCGCGGUGCGAGUCCAGGCUGCGGGGGCUCCGCGGCAAGUUCGGUGGCGCCGACGGACCGUCCGCUCUCGUGGCCGCCUUCGACUUUGGGGUGUCCGCAGAGCCGUGCCGGGGUUCGCCGUCGGAGCUCAGCAUCCGCUCGCACCCGCAGCCGCAGGAAGCGCACGGGAAGCGGAAGAGCGACGCUGCUGGGCUGGAGCAGGACUGCGAGGAGGGAAAGGGCAGUCGGAGCAAGAGGAGGCGCCUGGAUCCCCGCGAGGACGACGGGGAUGGGGAGCAGUGGCCCUCGGACGCCCAAGACGUCGCCUUGGGGCCGUCGCCCCCGACUUUGGAGGGCGUUGGCUCGGAGGAGCCCUCAGACCCCCAGGCCGCAGUACCCGAGCACAUAAAGGCUGUGGUCCCCAAGAUCCGGGAGCUGUUGGACAUGCAGACAGAGUGGGACCAGGACGCUUCCUCAGUCCUGCAAGUGCUGAAUGAGUGUGACCCAUCCCAGGUAGAGCUGCUGUGCCAAGCGCUGCGCCUGUCCCAGCUUCCGGAGCAGCUCCUGCCGCAACUGUGCACGGCCGUGUUGGCGCCGUCCGUCGAGCUGAGCCACAGCGCCGCCGCCGCUCUCAUCAGGAGCCUGUUCCUCGGACGGGUUCUCUCCCUGCUGGACCCGCCCUCUCGCUGCCUGGUCUCCGUGAUGAUGUCGCUGUGUGGUCGCUACCCACGGCCAGCCUGCGGUGCCCUGCUUGCCCCCGUGGUGCAGGCGGGUCGGCUCAAUGCAGUUCAGGCUGAACUGCUGUGCCGACUCACCAGGGACGCCCUGGAGCCACAGCAUCGGCUGCUGGUCCUUGGGGAGGCCCUUACUGCUCCGUGGAGCGAUGAGCUCCUGUCAGUGAUCCACGCCUUGCUGGAAUCCAGGCUAGAACUCACCCAGGAGCUCUUCUCCCAGCUUGUCUCCUCUACGUGCCAGCAGGCCUCCCACUUCAGCUCGAGUGUGAAGUUUGCCAAGAUGGUGCUUGCUGUCCUCACCAAGUACCAGAGCCAUGUGAGCCCCGCACACAAGCGCUCUCUCUCCUGCUGCUUGUCUUCCCACGGCUCCUUUCUCAAGAAGUCUCUUCUGGCCGCUCUGAAGCGCAUCCAGCCGUCCUGACGCCUCUGGGGUGGACCGAGCCACGGGAUGCAGGACAUGGCAGCUCUGACCUUCUGCUGUACCCCCCUGGACACAUUGGACCUACUGGGGCUUUGCUUGAGGGUGCUGCUGAAAUGGAGAUGUUAUUAUUUUCCUCAACAUUAACGGUGAAAUGGUGAUGUGCGUUUGCCUUAUUGCACAGAGUGGAAAAAAGCCGAGUGUCCGCAUUCCACCUGUAGUCACUGACACAUUCUGUUCCAUCCAUCCGUUCCAGGUUUUGGUGUUCUGUCUGUUCUUUUCAACGUAUAGAAGAUGUGGCUGUAAUAACCGAGCUAGCGGAGUGUUAAAAACUGUAAAUGACGGUUUGCGUGGAGGGACGCAGCGAACAUGGAAACAGCCACAGGUGUGGUGCACUUAUGGUUUCCUGAAUAUUAUUAAAGACGAGAGUCAUGGUUCCCUGUACA
Messenger RNA from Scleropages formosus (Asian bonytongue), 2149 nucleotides. RefSeq names its product FA complementation group E (gene fance). The transcript is spliced from 10 exons. Lineage: Eukaryota; Metazoa; Chordata; Actinopteri; Osteoglossiformes; Osteoglossidae. The record is from RefSeq and is a predicted model, not a curated record. Gene Ontology annotation, biological process: interstrand cross-link repair. The coding region runs from base 120 to 1706 and encodes 528 amino acids. Gene Ontology annotation, cellular component: Fanconi anaemia nuclear complex.